CGCUAAGAAUAGCCCGGCUGCUGAAAUGUGAGGGGUCACAAACACUGGAUAAAAAGGCUGGUCGGACGUGCAGUAGGCGUCGCGGAACUAAACCGGAUCCUCUCCUCUAAAUCUCUCCUCUUCCUCAGCGGAUCUCCACAAACACAGAGUCACCAUGCCUCACGCCUACCCUUUCCUGAGCCCUGAGCAGAAGAAGGAGCUCUCUGACAUUGCUAAGAAGAUCGUUGCCCCUGGCAAGGGCAUCCUCGCUGCCGAUGAGUCCACAGGCAGCGUUGCUAAGCGCUUCCAGAGCAUCAACACAGAGAACACAGAGGAAAACAGGAGGCUGUACCGCCAGCUCCUCUUCACUGCGGACAAGGAGAUCGACCACUGCAUCGGCGGCGUCAUCCUCUUCCACGAGACCCUCUACCAGAAGGCCGACAGUGGCAAGACCUUCGCUCAGGUCAUCAAGGACAGGGGCUGGGUCGUGGGCAUCAAGGUUGACAAAGGUGUCGUUCCCCUGGCUGGAACCAACGGAGAGACCACAACCCAGGGUCUGGACGGUCUGUACGAGCGUUGCGCCCAGUACAAGAAGGAUGGUGCUGACUUUGCCAAGUGGCGCUGUGUGCUGAAGAUCACCCCCACCACCCCCUCCAGCCUCGCCAUCAAGGAGAACUGCAACGUGCUCGCCCGCUACGCUAGCAUCUGCCAGAUGCACGGUAUUGUGCCCAUUGUUGAGCCUGAGAUUCUCCCCGAUGGUGACCACGACCUGAAGAGAUGCCAGUACGUCACAGAGAAGGUCCUGGCUGCCAUGUACAAGGCCCUGUCUGAGCACCACGUGUACCUGGAGGGCACUCUGCUAAAGCCCAACAUGGUCACCGCCGGACACUCCUGCUCCCACAAGUACACCUCCCAGGAGAUCGCCAUGGCAACAGUCACCGCCCUGCGCCGCACUGUGCCCCCCGCAGUCCCAGGCAUCACUUUCCUGUCUGGAGGUCAGAGUGAGGAGGAGGCCUCUAUCAACCUGAACUCCAUGAACAAGUGUCCUCUGCACAGACCCUGGGCGGUCAGCUUCUCCUACGGCCGCGCCCUGCAGGCGUCUGCACUCAAAGCCUGGGGCGGCAAGAAGGAGAAUGCCAAGGCCUGCCAGGCUGAGCUCAUCAAGAGAGCCCAUGCCAACAGCAAGGCUUCCAUUGGCAAGUACGAGGGAGGUGGAGCAGGUGCCGCUGCCGGCGAGUCCCUCUUCGUGGAAAACCACGCCUACUAGAGUGGGCAAACCCUUCACUACACCCCCAACCCCCCCGCCCCUCGCAACCAAGACCACACACCAGAAGGUUCCAGAUAUGUGUGAAAAUACCGUCGUCCCUUCUUGGUGGUCAAGUCACGGCCCUCUUGCCUUGGCAUGAGAGUGAGAGAGACCCGUAGACCACCUGCCUGGUCUCGCGUCUCGUCUCCCUGAGGAUCCGGAUUACAUCUGCCUCCAUUCCCUGUCACGACGCUCCUGCGUUCCUGAUCCUGUCAAAAAUCCCUUCAACUGUUCCUUAUUUUUCUUAACAAUACAUUUUUUGUUUUGUUUUCGUAGGAGAGUACCUCUGUGGUUUAUUGUUCAUAAAUAGACCGUGGAAUAAAGUACCUUUCUUCCAA
Molecule: messenger RNA, 1623 nt
Organism: Alosa sapidissima (American shad)
Lineage: Eukaryota; Metazoa; Chordata; Actinopteri; Clupeiformes; Clupeidae
Gene: aldoab
Product: aldolase a, fructose-bisphosphate, b
Exons: 9
Coding region: 155-1246 (363 amino acids)
Biological process (GO): glycolytic process; fructose 1,6-bisphosphate metabolic process
Cellular component (GO): cytosol
Molecular function (GO): fructose-bisphosphate aldolase activity
Source: RefSeq, a predicted model, not a curated record